Thermothielavioides terrestris NRRL 8126 is the source of this 3861-nucleotide messenger RNA. RefSeq lists its product as uncharacterized. Gene Ontology annotation, molecular function: protein binding. The record is from RefSeq and is a predicted model, not a curated record. The transcript is spliced from 4 exons. Bases 154 to 3861 code for a protein of 1235 amino acids. Lineage: Eukaryota; Fungi; Ascomycota; Sordariomycetes; Sordariales; Chaetomiaceae.
CCCGCAGCCCGGUCAGCAACGUCCUCAACAAGACAUCACCAACGCCCACCGCUCUCAAAUCCUGCGCCCACCCCGCAAGUGAGACACUCGUUGGCCCGCAUGUCUUGUCGGAUCGCGUCACCGUAGUGCGACUUGGCCUUCCGAGCAAGCAAUAUGCCCGACGCCGUCAAGGCCGCGCAUUACAUCCAACAACUCGACGAUGCCCGCUGCGACGAUAACUGGGAUGCCGUGCCCGAGCUGGUCCGCAAGGUGCGGAAGCACGCCCCGGAGCGCGCUUGCCUCGCCCUAACCGCCGAGAUUGAGCACGCCAUCGCCAAAGCGAGCCUCAAACCGUCCCCCUCCAUACACACUGACCCGGGCAGCACCACCGCCAACAGCGCCCCUGCCGCCGCCGGACUCGACGCCGCCAAACAACUCCCCGCCCUCCUCUCCGCCGUCGACGCCGAAGCCAACCACCCGCAAGACCGCUUCCAAGCCCGCGUCUGCGCCGGCUGGCUGCUGUGGGUCCUGCGCGAGUACCCCGCCGCGCUCGCCCGCCUGCCGCGCAGCCUCUUCGACGAUGCCGAGGCCUCACAGCCACCACCACCACCAGCCGCACCACAGACCGCCGACGGCGGGACGCCCCCGCCGCCGCCGUCCGAAUGGACGCGCGUCUGCGCGCUCAAGGCCGCCUACCUGCGCGCGAACUGCCUGGCGCGCGACGGGCAGCGCGCGGGCGCGCUCGACGCCUUCGGCGCCGCGCUGCCCGGCCUGGGCGGCGUGUGGGCGGCGGGGCCGGCCGGCGCGCGGCAGCAGACACGCUACUGGGCCGAGCUGUUCCUGACCGAGUAUUGCAUGCUGGCGGCGCAGGCGCUGCGCGACGGCGCGAGGUCGCUGCGGGAGGCGGACUCGCUGGACUGUUUCCGCGCCUGGGCGCAGUACUGGGCUGCCGGCACGGGGAAGGGGGGCGGCGGGACCGUGCCCGGGGGGUACGGGUUCCGCGGUAGUGUCCCGCGUCGGCAGGUCUGGGCCGAGUAUUAUUAUGCCAUGUCGGAGAUUCUGCAGGGUGAUUUGCCGCUCCCGACGGGGUAUGCGGUCGCGGCGAGUGCGGGGAACGAGAGCAGCUCGGCGAGAAGCCUGUUGCGGGCCGAGUUGAAGAGGGUCGAGCUGAUCUACCAGGGGCUGUUGUUCAGCGAAACGAAGUUCCCCAGGGCCGACGAGGAGCGCGCCGAGGUGGAGGACUUUGUCCGGCGGAUGAUGCGGAAUUGGGCCAUUCUGAACGGCCGCGGGUGGAAGGAGCAGGAUCUCGGCGUCGGCGGGAGGGACGCGCUCUGCCGUGCCACGCUGGAGACCCUGUAUGGCGCGGCCGCCAAGACGUACCACUCGACCGCUGUUCUCAGGCACUUGUUUACCGUGCAUCUCGCCGUGGCCGAGUUCGACCUGGCUUUCAUGGCCUUCGACUCAUGGCUGGAGCUCGUCAAGAAGGGCAGAGCCAGAGUAGCAAAGACGGGCCGCCGCGAGCCCGCGCUGGACGACGAGGCUACUAUGUUUGAGACCAUUUCGGCGUGCAUCGCCGCUCUGUGCCGGUUCGGCAACAGGGAGGCGGCCGAGAAGGCGCACAAGCUGGCGGCGGAGCUCGAGGAAUUGGUCGAGCAAGAAGAGGCGCGCGACUCGGACAGCGCCGAUAACCUGCACGGUGUACCGCCCAACGUCAUGGCUCUGGCGUGGCAGUCGAUUGGACUGGCGCAGGCGCAGUGGGCGCGCAUGACGUACGACUCGGAGUCCCGGGCGUCUAUUCAGGAGAAGGCGAUCCAGUGUCUGCGGAGAUCCCUGUCGCCGGACUAUGGGCUCGCGCUCGACGCCAGGGGCGUGUUUGCCCUCGGCGUGUUGUAUGCUGAGCAGCGCAAGCUGUCCGCGUCGAUCGAGCUGGUCAAGACGGCCCUCCUCGCGGACGCGGCCGUCGAGGAGGGCCAAGAACUGCGUCUUGGCCCCUACUGGCGGGAGCGGUCGCUCAUACAGCUCUGGCAUCUCCUGGCGCUGAUGCUGAGCGCGCGCCAGGAGUUUCUCAUGGCCGCCCGCGCCUGCGAGGGUGCCAUUGAGCAGUUCAAGGACCCCCAUGUCCUGUUUGGGAGCAGAGGUUUGAAUAGCACAUACCGCAGCGAGCAUCUCAACGAGGCAGGGAUCAAGAGCGAGAAAGCUGGCGACGGCCUCGUGGACGAGAUGGACGAUUACGAGAAGGAGAGCAUCCUGCAGAUCAAGAUGACGCAGCUUGCCAUUCUCGAGCUGGUCGAGGGACCAGCGGUUGCAGUCAACGCUAGCACGGAGCUGCUCACGCUCUUCCUCAGGUUGUUCGGCGACCUAGAGCACAAAGUCGAGCUCGCCAAGGCUGAGCCGCCCAAGACGGCCGCGACGCUGCGCAGUAUUAGGGGGAGUUUGUUUGGCGGCAAGCCAGACAAGGCUGUUCGCCAGCAACAGAGCGUCGUAAACAACAACGAGAAGCUCGCAACCAUCCCCUCCCGACCGCAGACCACACAAACCACGCAUACUACCCAGAGCAUCGGCACUACCGCGCUGACCACCCAGACCUCCAACGAUGCUGCAGCGGACCCGCACUCCAGCCGCAGGUCGACCAGGUCGGACGACACGAAGCGUCGGAGCCGCAACAGUCUGCGCAAGCGGGACCGCAGCGGCAGCCGGCAGCGGGCUGUCAGCGUCAGCGGCCCGCCCGUGCCCCCGCUCGACGGGGACAAGAACUUUUCCGCGUUCGACGAGCGCAACCUGCCGCACUACUUCGCGCCCAAGCAAACGGUCGAGCCGCCCCAGACAUCGCAGCACGAGGACUCGCGCAGGUCGUCGUCGCGGUCCAGAGGCCUUGCGGCAGCGGCAAACCACCACGCCGAGGCGGCCGCGGUCGCGCAAGCAGUCGGAUCGUUCGUGCCGCUGCUGCCGUACGUGCAGUUCCCGCCGGAGCACAACCGACGCCGGAGGAUGGGCAUCCUCACCAAGGUGUGGCUGGUCGUCGCCGGCUUCUAUCGCCGGGCGGGGCUGCUGGACGACGCGCACAAGGCGAUCGUCGAGGCGCAGAAGGUCGCGCAGAGUCUGGAGGCGGACGUGGUGAAGAACGUGUCGGGCCCGUUGCCGGUGAGGCAGGUCGGGUGGGGCAUGGAGAAGAGCGCCGAGGAGGUUUUGGCGGAUGUCUGGGCCGAGAAAGGAAACCUCUCCGUGGCGCAGGAGAGGCCGUACCAGGCGCGCGCCGAGUUCGAGACGGCGCUGACGCACUUCCGGGACCAUCCCGGCGCCAUCGUCGGGCUGUCUAACAUUCUCUUGGAUAUCUACACGGAGAAGCUGCUGCCGCCGCCGGCCGUGCCGGGGCCGGAUCUCAGCGGCCUCUCUCUCGCCGACGACAGCAUCUUCAUUUCUAGCACUGACGCGCGCACCUCCGCCGCGACGCACCAGACCAAGGAGGACAGCAGCAAGCUCCCGCCCCUGCCCUCCGCCCCGCUCGGCCUGGGGCCGACAGGUGCCGCCAAAGCGGACCGGAAGCCCGCCGCCGGCACGGGCGAACCCAACGGCGACGCGCCGUCGCCGCCGUCGUCGGGGCUCCUGGGCCCGCCGCUGCCCCCGCCGCACCUGGCGACGUCGCUGCCGCUCAACGACCGGCUGGCGGCGCGCGACCGCGCGUACGGGCUGCUCGUGGGGCUGACCAAGCUCGGGCGCGGGUGGAACGACGGGGAGGCGUGGCUGGCGCUGGCGCGGGCGUACGAGGAGAGCGGACAGGCGGACAGGGCGCGCGACGCGCUGUGGUGGUGCGUCGAGCUCGAGGACGGGCGCGGCGUGCGCGGCUGGGACGCGGUGCUGGCCGCCGGCGGGUACGUCUUGUAG